GGCGGCGGCGGCGACAGUUUGCGGUGCGCGGAACAUGGCGGGCGUGGGCGCCGGGGCCGCCUCGGGGGAAGGCGGCGGCGCGGACGGCCCCGAGCGCGACGGGCGCGGCGAGGGCGAGCAGCCGGGCGGCGGCCGCGGGCCGGCCAAGGCGCCGCCGCAGCACACCGAGACGCUGGGCUUCUACGAGAGCGACCGGCGGCGGGAGCGGCGCGGCGGCCGCGCAGGGCUUUCACUGUUGAGAUUCCUCAGUGCUGAGCUAACAAGAGGAUACUUCCUGGAACAUAAUGAGGCCAAAUAUGCAGAAAGAAGAGAGAGAGUGUACACCUGCAUGCGAAUACCAAGAGAACUGGAGAAGCUCAUGAUCUUCGGGUUCUUUCUGUGCCUGGACGCGUUCCUGUACGUGCUCACCUUGCUUCCUCUGAGAGUCUUCCUGGCACUGUUUCGCCUCUUCACUCUCCCCUGCUACGGCUUAAGGGAUAGACGCCUGCUCCAGCCCGCCCAGGUGUGUGACAUUCUGAAAGGGGUCCUUUUGGCUAUCUGCUAUUUCAUGAUGCACUACGUCGACUACUCCAUGAUGUAUCACCUGAUACGGGGGCAGUCGGUCAUCAAGCUCUACAUCAUCUACAACAUGCUCGAGGUAGCAGACCGUCUGUUUUCAUCAUUUGGACAAGAUAUAUUGGAUGCUCUAUACUGGACAGCCACAGAGCCUAAAGAAAGGAAAAGGGCCCACAUCGGGGUGAUUCCUCACUUUCUCAUGGCUGUUCUCUAUGUCUUUCUGCACGCGAUUCUUAUUCUGGUUCAGGCAACAACUCUCAACGUAGCUUUUAACUCACACAACAAGUCACUGCUCACCAUCAUGAUGUCUAACAAUUUUGUUGAAAUUAAAGGAAGCGUUUUCAAGAAAUUUGAAAAGAACAAUCUUUUUCAAAUGUCAAAUAGCGAUAUUAAGGAACGAUUCACAAAUUAUGUGCUCUUGCUAAUAGUGUGUUUAAGAAACAUGGAACAAUUUUCUUGGAAUCCAGAUCAUUUCUGGGUGUUGUUUCCAGAUGUCUGUAUGGUAAUCGCAUCGGAGAUUGCUGUGGAUAUUGUGAAACAUGCCUUUAUCACCAAAUUCAAUGACAUUACUGCAGAUGUCUACAGCGAAUACAGAGCCAGCCUUGCUUUUGACCUUGUUAGCAGCCGACAGAAGAAUGCGUACACCGACUACAGUGACUCCGUGGCCCGCAGGAUGGGCUUCAUCCCGCUCCCGCUGGCUGUCUUACUCAUCCGAGUUGUAACAAGCUCAAUUAAAGUGCAAGGAAUCCUGUCUUAUGCCUGUGUCAUACUCUUCUAUUUUGGGUUGAUAUCCCUGAAAGUGCUGAAUAGUAUCGUGCUCCUGGGGAAGUCGUGCCAAUACGUCAAAGAAGCCAAAAUGGAAGAGAAGUUGUUUCAUUGUCCCCCAACCAGCACUCCAGGCAAACCCCCCACCUCCUCGCAGAGCAAGUGUCCGCCCUCCCAAGAGGAAACCCUGUCCGCCUCAGUUGCCAGCCAGCCCCUUCAUCCCAAGGAGAAUGUCGUUCCUUUACUCGUGACCAGCAACUCCGACCAGUUCCUGACGACACCGGACGGCGAUGAGAAGGACAUCAGCCAGGAGAACUCGGAGCUGAAGCACAGAUCGUCCAAGAAGGACCUGCUGGAGAUCGACAGGUUCACGAUCUGUGGGAACCGCAUCGACUGAGCUCCGCCAGCGCGGGCUGCGGCCAGGCGCUGCGAUGCUCCAGUGGCACUUAAAUAUUUAUUUAAAAACUUAAGUUAUUAACGGAGAGCAAAUCUAAGUAUCUACCUUCCAGGCAUGUGGUCUGGCCGAAGGUCAGGUCGGAGAGCGGCGGGACCUGCGCCCGGAUGCUGGGCCGGGGGCGCCCUGGCCGCCAAGCGGCAGAGCGAGCGGCUCGGCUUCCCAGGGCUCCGGCCUGCGCCAGACCCUCCGCCCAGUCACUCGAGCUUCCGAACACUGAGCUUUGCCUUGUGGCCUCUUCAGUAUAAGGAUGUACCUGGAAAACUGUGACGCUUUGCCCGCGACACACGACAUCACCGUCCAGCCUCCUUCUGUUCCCAUCAGCAGUUUUCAGACUUGACUUCAUCUGCCAAAGCAUUUAAAAACACAAAAGUAAACUUAAGAUAAAUGUUCCUUCCACCAGAAUGAUCUUUGGAGACGUAUCUGAAUUAAUCAGAAUUAAAAAGAGAACAGAAACUCCCUUGAAGAAGACAUGAUGAAUAGUAGCAUUUUAUAGGGGGGGGGGGGGGUGAGGGGUGGGAGAUACCCUAAAUCCCUAAAUCAGUUUGUUUAUUUAAAAAAUAUUAAUGAAGGUUGCGCAUCUCUAAGAACAUAUUUCAUCGUUUUUAAGUUUACUCCAUAAAGCAAAAUGUGAGCUGUGUUUUAAUUGCAGUAGAUAAAAUAGAACUCUGAUAAAAAAAAAAAAAGGCACUUUUUAUACUGAAUAAGCAGAGAGCAGUGUUAAUUUGAAUGUAUGGGUAACUGGUUUCCCUUGAAAACUAAUCGUUUCAUCAGUUGUUACACGUAAAGGGUUUGGGUUGUUGAAUGGGCUGAAGAAUCGUCCCUGGACAAAACUCAAAGGGAUACACUUUGACUCCGGGGUUCUUAAAGCGAACGAACGUCCUAGGUGGGUUGAUUGGUCAACGUAGCCUUGCCGGGGGCACAUGCAUUGCACUCUGCCCUCCCUGCCUCUCCUCAGGGGGAUGUCCAGGCGCGCCCGCGCGCUGUGUGUGUGUGUGUGUGUGUGCGUGUGUGUGUGUGUGUGUGUGUGUACACCCCUCCCUGACUCUCCUCAGGAUGUCCAGGUGCACCCCUGCUGGGGGGCGGGAGGUAUAUGUGAAUGUGUGGGGGCAGGCAGGGCCGGCUGGAAGAAAACGGGUCUCUGGGGCGGUCUCUGUGGCAAGUGUCUGGGGGAGGGGGCCUUGUUUGAUCCUGCCUCCAUUUCUGCUUACGCUCUAGUUUGUGGCCCACAGCACAGGGCAAAUUAUUCACACCACCUUUUUUUUUUUAAUUUCUCCAGAAACCUUCCUUUGUUUCCAUGAAAACUUUCCAGUGUCCAAAAUUCAGAAUGUCCAGAUGUUGCUGAUGAGUGUUUUUCCUUUGAUGUUUUCAUGUUGAAGUUCAGGCUUUUGUACUGAUGUUUCAGGCGUACGAUAAGCAGGUGGUGAAUUUUAGAUGGUUUGUGUAUUUCCGGGAGGAGUGUAAAGCGAGCUCCAGUGCUUCGUUCUGUGGUUUCAGACACAAAAGUGAAUGUUAAUGUUUUAUAUGAACUGAGGAAGCCUUGGAGAUUGAUGUCCACUCACAUAGGGUGAAAGAGCAGCGUGCAGAUAUGCAUCUGUGCAACUACCAAGUAUUUUAAGUUAAAAAAAAAGAUUUCUAAAUUGCUCAGUGUACGUUUCAGUGAAACCCCAUUUUAGAAUCACUCUUCUUUUUCCAUUCUCUCUUCACUACCAAAAACACCAGUCCACGGUGAGUGGGAAUCAUUUGAGGCAAACCUUGUCAAACACAGCCCUAAUCAGAGCAGACACAUGGUUGGGGCUAUCUCUCGGUUCCGCUUGAAUUAUUCUGCUAUUGUGCUGUCAUUUUCAGAAGAAUUUUAUUUCCUUUGCAGGAUACAUUGGGAGUUUGGAAUGAUGUUCAUUUCUUCUGUUACAAUGGCAUUCAAUACUAAUUUUAUAAGUGCAUCUUGUGUGAAACUCAAUAAAUCCAAUUUUGUAAUCUUUUUUAAAA
Molecule: messenger RNA, 3763 nt
Organism: Sorex fumeus (smoky shrew)
Lineage: Eukaryota; Metazoa; Chordata; Mammalia; Eulipotyphla; Soricidae
Gene: TAPT1
Product: transmembrane anterior posterior transformation 1
Exons: 14
Coding region: 35-1717 (560 amino acids)
Biological process (GO): positive regulation of cilium assembly; maintenance of protein localization in endoplasmic reticulum
Cellular component (GO): endoplasmic reticulum membrane; ciliary basal body
Source: RefSeq, a predicted model, not a curated record